Molecule: messenger RNA, 528 nt
Organism: Suillus bovinus
Lineage: Eukaryota; Fungi; Basidiomycota; Agaricomycetes; Boletales; Suillaceae
Exons: 2
Coding region: 1-528 (175 amino acids)
Source: RefSeq, a predicted model, not a curated record
AUGUCUGCCCGCAGGGUGAUACCCACGCUCCUACCCAGCGGACGUUUCAAGGGUGGGGGUCCCAUCCUAGUACAGCUAGAUAGUUUGAUACUUCGUAUCCUGCAAACACUCACAGAUCUCAAUGUCUCUGUCUCAGCCUUUGUCAUUUUUCUUUUGGAAUCCCCUCACGAAUUCUCACAAUGUCCCAUCAACAAUCUGGCUGCUCACUUUACAACAAUCUUGGCAACUUCUCUCGCUCAGCCAAAUCUCAAUUCCUCGAUUGUCUUGUGGGCGUCCACCUUAUGUACCAAGCGGCUCAAGCAAUCAGUAACACAGCUUUUGAAAGAAGAAAAUGGGUGGCAUUUCAGCACAACCAAUGUCCUCGCUGAGCAGCUGGAGGAAUUCCGGCUUGAAGACAUGGCCAAAGACAUCAAGUGUGUCGCACUGGACCUGUGGCACCUGCUGGAUGCCUUGCUCUCAGCCAAUCAGGAGGUUGUUGUUCCAACCAUGGAGCAUGAAAUUGCAGAUGAAGAUGGAGAACAAUAUUAG